Messenger RNA from Oryza brachyantha (malo sina), 2845 nucleotides. Its product is annotated as probably inactive leucine-rich repeat receptor-like protein kinase IMK2. The record is from RefSeq and is a predicted model, not a curated record. Lineage: Eukaryota; Viridiplantae; Streptophyta; Magnoliopsida; Poales; Poaceae. Gene Ontology annotation, molecular function: ATP binding; protein kinase activity; protein binding. Bases 73 to 2547 code for a protein of 824 amino acids. Gene Ontology annotation, biological process: protein phosphorylation. The transcript has 2 exons.
UUGGUAGCUGGAUUCUAGUAGAUCGCCUAGUAGGCUAGCUAGGUGAGGUAGCAGCAGCUAGUAGGAGUAGCCAUGGAUGUCUGUGGAAGCAGAAACCGAUGCGGUGGUGGAUCGCGAGGAGGUUUUGUCAACGUGGUGAUGGUGAUGGUGGCGGUGGCGGUGGUGGUGGUGAUGACGGCGGUUCCGGUGGGCGGGCAGUCGCCGGACGGCGUGGUGAUCGCGCAGGCCGACCUGCAGGGGCUGCAGGCGAUUCGGCAGGCGCUGGUUGACCCGCGCGGGUUCCUUCGCGGGUGGAACGGCACGGGGCUCGAUGCGUGCUCCGGCUCGUGGGCCGGCGUCAAGUGCGUGCGCGGCAAGGUCGUCGCCAUCCAGCUCCCUUUCAAGGGCCUCGCCGGCGCGCUCUCCGACAAGGUGGGGCAGCUCACGGCGCUGCGCAAGCUCAGCCUCCACGACAACGCGCUUGGGGGCCAGCUGCCGGCCUCGCUCGGCUUCCUCCAGGAGCUCCGGGGGCUCUACCUCUUCAACAACCGCUUCGCCGGCGCCGUGCCGCCGCAGCUCGGCGGCUGCGCGCUCCUGCAGACGCUCGACCUCAGCGGCAACUUCCUCUCCGGCGCCAUCCCCGCCUCCCUCGCCAACGCCACCAAGCUCUUCAGGCUCAACCUCGCGUACAACAACCUCUCCGGUGCCGUGCCCUCCAGCCUCGCCUCUCUCCCUUUCCUCAUGUCCCUUCAGCUCAGCAACAACAAUCUCAGCGGCGAGGUGCCAGCCACCAUUGGCAACCUCAGGAUGCUGCACGAGCUUUCUCUUAGCAACAACCUGAUCAGUGGAAGCAUCCCUGAUGGGAUCGGGAGCCUCUCGAAGCUCCAAAGCUUGGACCUUUCCGGUAAUCUGUUAAGUGGCAUCAUCCCUGUCUCACUCUGCAACAUCACCUCCCUCGUAGAGCUCAAGCUCGAUGGGAAUGACAUCGGGGGGCACAUACCUGACGCCAUUGAUGGGCUCAAGAACCUGACCCAGCUGUCCCUGAGGAGGAAUGUCCUCGACGGGGAGAUUCCGGCGACGGUCGGGAACAUCUCGGCGCUGUCAUUGCUCGACGUGUCGGAGAACAACCUCACCGGAGGGAUUCCCGAGUCCCUGAGCAGAUUGACCAAUCUGUCAUCUUUCAAUGUGUCGUACAAUAAUCUCUCAGGGCCUGUGCCUAUUGCUCUUUCGAGCAAGUUCAAUUCCAGCUCGUUCGUGGGAAACAUCCAGCUCUGUGGGUACAAUGGCUCCGCCAUUUGCACCUCGAUUUCCUCUCCGGCGACCACGGCGUCGCCGCCGCUGCCUUUGUCACAGAGGCCAACACGGAAGCUCAACAAAAGGGAACUCAUCUUUGCAGUCGGAGGCAUCUGCUUGCUGUUCCUGCUCCUCUUCUGCUGCGUCCUCCUCUUCUGGAGGAAAGACAAGCAGGAGAGCGAGUCGCCCAAGAAGGGCGCCAAGGACGCCGCCGACAAGGCGACCGGUAAGACCGGCGGCGGCGGAGCUGGAUCAGGCGGCGGCGCCGGCGGUGGGGAUGGCGGCGGGAAGCUUGUCCACUUCGACGGGCCGCUCUCGUUCACGGCGGAUGACCUGCUGUGCGCGACGGCGGAGAUCCUGGGGAAGAGCACGUACGGCACGGUGUACAAGGCGACCAUGGAGAACGGUACUUUCGUCGCGGUGAAGCGGCUCCGGGAGAAGAUCGCCAAGAACCAGAAGGAGUUCGAGCCGGAGGUGAACGCGCUCGGCAAGCUUCGGCACCCCAACCUCCUCGCCCUCAGGGCCUACUACCUCGGACCCAAGGGCGAGAAGCUCCUCGUCUUCGACUUCAUGACCAAGGGCAACCUCACCUCCUUCCUCCAUGCUCGCGCGCCGGACAGCCCGGCGAGUUGGCCGACGAGGAUGAACAUCUCGAUGGGGGUUGCUCGGGGGCUGCACCACCUGCACGCGGAGGCGAACAUCGUGCACGGCAACCUGACGAGCAACAACAUCCUCCUCGACGAGGGAAACGACGCCAAGAUCGCCGACUGCGGCCUGUCGCGCCUCAUGAACGCGACGGCCAACUCCAACGUCAUCGCCGCAGCGGGCGCGCUGGGUUACCGCGCGCCGGAGCUCUCCAAGCUGAAGAAGGCCAACGCCAAGACCGACAUCUACAGCCUCGGCAUGAUCAUGCUCGAGCUGCUGACCGGCAAGUCGCCGGGCGACACGACCAACGGCCUCGACCUGCCGCAGUGGGUGGCCUCGGUCGUCGAGGAGGAGUGGACCAACGAGGUGUUCGACCUUGAGCUCAUGAAGGACGCGGCCGCGGCCGCAGAGACCGGCGAGGAGCUAGUGAAGACGCUCAAGCUGGCGCUGCAUUGCGUCGAUCCUUCACCGGCGGCGCGGCCAGAGGCCCAGCAGGUCCUCAGACAGCUCGAGCAGAUCAAGCCCUCGGUGGCAGUGUCGGCCUCCUCGUCCUUCACCGGCGAGCCAAGCCAAACUACUGCGACCGCGACCACGAUCACCGACGACACAAAAUCGACUAUUACAGAGUAGUCAGCCUCUUGCAGACUGAAAAAGCUUCAGUUAUUAGUUACUUCAGAUUCUCAAUAAGUAGACUUCAGAGUCUAUUUUUCGGUCUGUAUAUAAGGUUUUCAGGGAGUAGGAUAAUUUUGGUGCUCAUGCCAUUCUUUGUUUCCUAAAUUCUUUUGUAUCUGCCAGAAGCACUCCUGGUUAUCAGAAGAUGAUUUGCGAGUGCUGGCUUCUCACUAAAUUUCAUGCAAACUUUCAGUGCUUCAGCACUUCAUGCAUUGCAAAAUUUUAUCAUUCCAAAGCAAUGGAUUUAUUUCUAUGG